UCUCUGUUUCUUUAUUUAUAUAUAGACUCUGCAUCUUCUCUCUGUUUCUGCAUAAUUAAUUUGGCUCGAAACUCUUCGAAAAUGCAAUGCUCUCUCUUUGUUUCAAUUAUUUCUUCAUAGAUUCUCUGUUCCGAGUCAACUCGUUCUCUGUUUUUGUGUAUGCAAGGAUGGCCGCCACCAUGCACGCCAAGAUGAACCGCAGGAAUCUCAACCAGAUCGACCUCAUCAGAAUCUGCGAAGAGAUUCUGAAUCCAAGAGCUCCUAUGGCUCUCCGACUCUCCAGUAUUCUCAUGGGUGGAGUCGUCAUCGUCUACGAACGUAAAGUGAAGCUCCUAUUUGAUGAUGUGCACCGUCUUCUGGAUCAAUUAAACGAAGCAUGGAAGAAGGUGAAAUCCAACACAGACUCCACUAUCCUACCCAAACGGAGAGCUCAGGCCAAGAAAGAAGCAAUAACUCUGCCUGAGGCUGAGCAUGAAGAUACAGAUCUUGUUGGUGACAUCGAGCAGUCUCUUGAUUUCUCUCACCAUGCCACGCUUUUCCACCAGCAAACCGGCUAUUUUCUCAUGCAAUUGGAUAGUGUAGAUGUGGGAGAAACACUUAACGAUAAUGCAGUGGAGGGAGAUCAACAUCAGAACUUACAUCAAGCUGAUCCUGAGGAUAUCACAUUGCCUAAAUGUUAUGAUCCAUCAGAUGCACAUGCAGAUUUGUUCAACUGUCGCUUUGAGAGAUUUGAAAUUGAGGGAGAUGACGUAGACCUCACAUCAGGAGAGCCCACACAUAUUCGACCACCUUCUCCAAAUUAUCUAAUACCUUCUCCACCUCGUCAAGACCAGCAUCAGGAAAGACAGCAGGCUAAUAAUGUGUUUGAUGAAGUGCUGCAGAUGCAAGAUGUUCAAGAGAAUGCUCAACAGAGGCAGAGGCCUAUAAGGAGGAGAAAGAGAAAAACACCUGCCUCUGUAAUGGAUAAUGACCAACAAUCCAUCCUGCUCAUGUUGGAGGAGUUAAGCAUACUCAUGUACAUUCCAUGUACUGUCCUCAUUUUGUUCUCUUUGUUGCAGCCCAAGAACAUAAUGUCUACUAUGAAGAUUGGUAAACUCAUGGAGCAGCCAGCUAGUGUUCUCAUGGGUCGUUUAUUUAAACCCGGAAGUGGAGAAACAUAUUAUCCAGCUCCUCUCUUAGAGCUAUUCAAGGAAAAACAUACCCAUGACUCACCUUCAGCAUUAACCUCGCCACCUCUGCCUCCAGAACCAUCAUCAUGGUCACCACCUGAAAAACAAACUUAUCACGACCCGUGGAGGUGGCUCCCAGUCAUUUGUAACCCCACAGAACAGAUACGGACAAAUUUAGUUAACAAUGACGUAACACUACAACCUGAACUCAUGGAUAAACUGAAAGCCAAUCCUAAUGGCAUGAAAGGAGCUGAUACCAACCCGGCAACACCAAGAAAUUCUGGCGAUGAGAGAAGAUCCAUCCUGAGCUCCUCAUCUGGAAAGGGAGUUAACAGAAACAGUUCAGAAGUCAAUUCUGGACGGAAGAGGCGUUAUUCAUCUAUACAUAGCAAUGAUGGACUUGAACCAGUAUUAGAGGAUAAUGGAUGUCAGCAUUCUGAUCCAAACUUCAACGUAAUAAGGUUAUCUGGAAAUGGCCCAACACCUGAGCAUGAAUUAUUGAUGGAAACUGGACCGACACAGACACAACAACCUAUCAUCAAUCAACCACUGGAAAAAGUGACUGAUGCCAUUCGAAUGGAACUGAAAUCCCAUUUUGAAAUACCGGGUGGCCCUCAAGUAGAAUCCCUGAACAAACUGACUGCUGGAAUGAAUCGAAGAGGAGCGGCUAUGCUUUUCUAUCAAACUUGUGUUCUUGCUACUCGUGAUUUCGUAAAAGUUAAACAAAUUGCCCCUUAUGAGGAUGUUCUCAUUACUAGAGGACCAAAUAUGUGAUAGAGAGCUCGUGCUGGAAUGAGGAAAGUGAUGCUGGUUAUUGAAGAAAGUUGACAUUGCUCCUUACGUGGAAGCUGAUGCUAGUGUUGGUCUAAUUAUCCUUUUUUGAGUUCUAAUUUUGAAAGAUUAGAUACACCUGAUCUAAUUAUCCUAUUUAUGGUGUAGUCAGUAUUUAAGAACUGCUACUUUAUUGCAAUGGGCUGAUUGCUGUUCUUCCGGCAGCUCCAUUGUGAUUCAGUUAUGCGUUAGAUAUUCGGAAGUAGUUUUAAUGGUCUUGUUUGAUAUAGUUCAGUAUAAUUGAUCAA
Rosa chinensis is the source of this 2248-nucleotide messenger RNA. Its product is annotated as sister chromatid cohesion 1 protein 1-like. The transcript is spliced from 18 exons. Lineage: Eukaryota; Viridiplantae; Streptophyta; Magnoliopsida; Rosales; Rosaceae. Gene Ontology annotation, molecular function: protein binding; chromatin binding. Gene Ontology annotation, cellular component: synaptonemal complex; cohesin complex. The record is from RefSeq and is a predicted model, not a curated record. Bases 87 to 1943 code for a protein of 618 amino acids. Gene Ontology annotation, biological process: mitotic sister chromatid cohesion; replication-born double-strand break repair via sister chromatid exchange; synaptonemal complex assembly.